Acanthosepion pharaonis is the source of this 645-nucleotide messenger RNA. The record is from the annotation of a GenBank genome assembly. Lineage: Eukaryota; Metazoa; Mollusca; Cephalopoda; Sepiida; Sepiidae.
AUGACAGUUGUUGUUGCUAUUCAUUUGCUAAGAAAGCUGGGUGUCCAUAAUUUGUUUUCUUUCUUUUCCACCCCAACACCCUUCUCUUUUAUCCAUUUGAAUUUCUUAAUGUCUCCCCCAUUUUUCCGUAUCACCCUCUCUCGCCUUUUUUUUUUUCGUUUUUUUUUUUUUUUUUUUUUUUUUUCGUCUCUCGCCUUUUUUUUUUUUUUUUUUUUUCGUCUCUCGCCUUUUUUUUUUUUCGUCGCCUUUUUUUUUUCCGUCUCGCCUUUUUUUUUUUUUUUGUCUCUCGCCUUUUUUUUUUUUUUUCCGUCUCUCGCUUUUUUUUUUUUUUCCGUCUCUCGCCUUUUUUUUUCCGUCUCUCGCCUUUUUUUUUCCGUCUCUCGCCUUUUUUUUUCCGUCUCUCGCCUUUUUUUUUCCGUCUCUCGCCUUUUUUUUCCGUCUUCUCCCCCCUCUCUCGCUUUUUUUUACCCCCGUCUCACCCUGUCUCGCCAUUUUUUUUCCCCGUUUCACCCUGUCUCGCCUUUCUCCCACCACCGUCUCACUCUGUCUCAUUUUAUCGCCUUUCACCCCCUCCCCUGCCCCCAGUCUGUCUUCCCCUCUUUUCUUUUUUCCUUCUCUUCCGCAUUGAACCUUUUCUCAAUUUAA